AUGGACAACGUUACCAGCAAGAUUGUGGCGAAAGUGUGCAGUGGCGGUGGCGACGGUGGCAACGGCUCUGACAGGAUAGUCUACAAGUUGGGUAUCCAAGACUUCGACAACUCCGACAGCGAGAUGAAAGACGGCGGCGAAGAUGACGAAAACACCGACUCCGGGGAUGGAGCUCCUUUCGUGGCUCUUCCUCUUGAUUCCGAUGACAAGAAAGCCGACGGUUCGAAUGGAGACGACGCGAAAAGCGGCGACGAUGGUGACAAAUCGGACUCCGGCGAUGGAGCUGCUUCGACUCCUUCUCCUCGUAGCUGUGACGACGAAGACAGUGACCCUGAAUUCUACGAGGAAGACAAAGAAGUCCACAAGAAGGACGGACAGGCAGAAUCCCUCGCGACUCUUUUUGAGACGCUUUACGUGUCUCGCAAGACGAUCCAGAGAAGUGUAUCCGCUGCUGCUGUGGUCGAACAACAGAGCAGUGCACUUCCUUACUCUCCAGCCACCGGAAGUUCCAAAGACACGGACGGAAUGGAGUCACUUGUGGCUCUCUUUGAGAAACUUUCCAUGUCUGACGAGAGGACCAAGAAGGACGAGGUGGAGUCACUUGUGGCUCUGUUUAAGAACCUGUCCGUGUCUGGCAAGAGAGGCCAGAAUGCGGUGUCAGCUCCGGCUCCUCCCAAGCGGACGGACGGGGUAGAGUCAUUCGUGGAUCGCUUCAAGAAGCUGUCCGUGUCUGGCAAGAGACGCCAGGACACUGCGUCGGCUCCAGGGUCCACCCCGGUCGAGAGGCCGGGAGUGGUGCUGCUGGCGGUGGACGAAGAGGAUGGUUAUACAACGUUCUCAAGUCGUCCGACAGCAGUCCGCUCCUGGAACACCUCGCCCGCUGGUAGUCACCACCGGCGAGCCAGCGUCGUCACGCCGAACAUCGAUGAAAUCAUCGUUUCCUUGCGGGAGCUGGAUCAGUUGGAGCAUGGGAUGAAAUCCUGGCCCGAGGACAGUUACGGUAACAUGGACGAGUCGUGGACUGUCGUAAAAACGGAAGGUGGCAACUACAAUCCCGGCUCGACCGAUUCAGGAAAGACUAACCACGCUCAGACGGAGGGCUCGAACAACAGCUACUGCAAAGCGGACGGCUCGAACCAUAUCUACUGCAAGGCAGUCGACUCGGGUGAGACCGACGAUGCCAACCUCACGGACGAUAGCUACUCCAAUACCGACCCGGCCGAGGACGAAAACGACGAUACCAACUCAGAGGAUGCCUACUCUGUGGCUGACGAUAAUGACACGAACAAGGUGCGCAAGGCAAUUCAGUUACCGAUAAACACUGCUGGUAAAGAGGAAGGCCACGGCAUCGAAAAUGUGGUGGAUUCCGAUGGACAAAAUACGGCAGAUGAAGACAGCAGUGAGACUGGUACAGGAGAGGUUCUGGUGGAGGAGAAUGAAAAUACACCGGAGAAGAGUGGGUAUCUGGCGGACGCAGAGGAUAGUGGCUUGGUGGAGCAGGUCGCAAAUCUCACGGAAGGGAGGCGGAUUCAGAAGAUAGUGACAUGGAAGAAGAAGGUUCAGUAG
Molecule: messenger RNA, 1566 nt
Organism: Tricharina praecox
Lineage: Eukaryota; Fungi; Ascomycota; Pezizomycetes; Pezizales; Pyronemataceae
Exons: 5
Coding region: 1-1566 (521 amino acids)
Source: RefSeq, a predicted model, not a curated record